Messenger RNA from Dalotia coriaria, 1692 nucleotides. It is a transcript of the gene Cyp301a1, whose product is annotated as probable cytochrome P450 301a1, mitochondrial. Lineage: Eukaryota; Metazoa; Arthropoda; Insecta; Coleoptera; Staphylinidae. The coding region runs from base 10 to 1635 and encodes 541 amino acids. The transcript has 5 exons. The record is from RefSeq and is a predicted model, not a curated record. Gene Ontology annotation, molecular function: monooxygenase activity; iron ion binding; oxidoreductase activity, acting on paired donors, with incorporation or reduction of molecular oxygen.
UUAAAGCGCAUGUUGUACUUUUUCAACAUGCACGUUCUCUCGAAAAUCAAAUUCACCACAGCAUCGCGAUGCGUGUUAUCAAUAAGAAAUCAAUUAAAUUAUUCUACAACUAUCGCUAUAAACGGUGAAGUUACCGGUAAUUCGGAAAAAGUUAACAAAGUGUGUGAGUUUGAAGGUGCGCGCCCGUACGCGGAUGUUCCGGGACCGAAACCCAUUCCGAUUUUGGGGAAUACUUGGCGUUUGUUGCCUGUUAUUGGCCAGUAUCAAGUGUCAGAUGUCGCGAAACUUUCGCAAAUAUUUUAUGCCGAAUAUGGUAAAAUUGUUAAACUCUCCGGUUUGGUGGGACGACCUGAUUUGCUCUUUGUCUACGAUGCCGAUGAGAUAGAAAAAGUUUAUCGCAAUGAAGGACCAACGCCUUUUCGUCCAUCUAUGCCAUGUUUGGUCAAAUAUAAAGGUGAAGUACGAAAGGAUUUUUUUGGUACGCUGCCAGGAGUAGUAGGUGUUCAUGGUGAGCCAUGGCGAGAAUUCCGGACGAAAGUACAAAAACCAAUAUUGCAAUUACAAACGGUUCGUAAAUACAUUGCGCCCAUUGAAGAAGUCACAGAUUACUUCAUGCAACGAAUGAUGGAAAUGCGCGAUGCCGAAGGUGAAAUGCCUGCAGACUUUGACAACGAAAUUCACAAAUGGUCACUUGAAUGUAUUGGUAGAGUCGCUUUGGAUGUACGAUUAGGUUGUUUGGAUGCUAAUCUACCUGAAACGUCUGAACCGCUUAAAAUUAUCAACGCCGCUAAAUUUGCACUGAGAAAUAUUGCAGUGUUAGAGCUUAAAUUUCCGUUUUGGAGGUAUUUUCCAACUCCAAUUUGGACUAAAUAUGUGAAUAAUAUGGAUUACUUUGUGGAAAUAUGUAUGAAGUAUAUUAACGAAGCAAUGGAUCGAUUGGAAACCAAAAAAGAUAAAAAUGAAUAUGAAUUAUCGCUGAUUGAACGAAUUUUGAUUAAUGAACCAAAUCCACGAACUGCAGCGAUUCUUGCUUUGGAUCUUAUUUUAGUUGGAAUUGAUACGAUAUCAAUGGCGGUGUGUUCGAUUCUGUAUCAACUCGCAACCAGACCGGAAGAACAAGAAAAACUUCAUCAGGAGUUAUUACGGGUGUUACCCGAUCCCAACACACCUUUAACCACAGCACUGCUUGACCAAAUGGUAUAUCUUAAAGCUUUUGUUAAAGAAGUGUUUAGAAAAUACUCUACAGUCAUUGGUAACGGCAGAACAUUACAACAAGACACGGCUAUUCGAGGUUUUCACAUUCCAAAAGGGGUACAAGUAGUUUUUCCCACUUUGGUAACUGGUAGCAUGGAGGAAUAUGUCUCAGACGCUGCAGAUUUUAAACCGGAAAGGUGGAUGAAGGGAAAAAAUGAAGGAAUGAAAAUUCAUCCAUAUGCAUCAUUGCCUUAUGGACACGGUGCUAGAAUGUGUUUGGGUCGACGAUUUGCCGACUUGGAAAUACAAAUUUUGCUUGCUAAGUUGAUUCGAUCGUACAAAUUAGAGUACAACCACGAUCCACUUGAAUAUAAGGUGACUUUCAUGUAUGCUCCUGAUGGGGAACUCAAAUUUAAAGUUACCAAACGUCCACCAAUGUAAUAAUUGUAAAAAUAAUAAGAUUUAAUAAGGAUACAAAAUUAAACAGUAUAUUGUACA